Molecule: messenger RNA, 2130 nt
Organism: Debaryomyces tyrocola
Lineage: Eukaryota; Fungi; Ascomycota; Pichiomycetes; Serinales; Debaryomycetaceae
Source: the annotation of a GenBank genome assembly
AUGAGAUUAAAAUGUAUAAUACUAAUAUUGGGUAUUGCUGUUAAUGUGAGCUGUUUUGUUAAUUCGGGGAAGGGGCUAGGUACUUUCAGUAAAAGAGAUAAUUCCAGCUGUUCUCAAGUCCUCCAAGUACCUAUGGCGGAACAAUGUUCGUUUAUAGAAACGAAUUGUGCCUCUGAAAUCGACAUAGGCCGUUUCAACUACUUAGCUUUAUAUUAUUGCAAGUUUCCAGCACUCAAAUCGUUUUCUGUUAUUCCGUUGCUAAGUUGUUUAAGUUUGCUUUUUAUUGCCUUAGGUAUGACAGCAUCAGACUAUCUUUGUCCAAAUUUAUAUACAAUUUCUAAAUUUUUAGAAUUGUCUGAUAACUUAGCGGGGUUAACGUUAUUGGCAUUCGGAAAUGGCUCUCCUGACGUGUUAAGUACGUAUAAGGCUAUGAGUUUAGAUUCAGGUAGCUUGGCAAUCUCUGAAUUGAUGGGUGCAGCAUUGUUUAUUAUAACGGUAAUUGUUGGAUCGAUGGCAGUAGUUCACCCAUUUAAAGUUCCUCGAGAUCUGUUCAUAAGAGAUGCAGGAUUCUUCUUGGGGGUUAUUGCAUUGGUAUUAGUUUCAUUGUUAAAUUCAUACCUUAGCAUGCUUAAUUGUAUCCUUUUAAUAGGGGUGUAUGUGAUAUAUGUGGUGAUAGUUGUAUUGAACCAUUCGUUUUUAAAAUCAAAAAUAAGGCGAAGAGUGAGAGAAGAAAGGUCUCGAGGAAAUUAUUCGUUAACACGUCCUCAAGACAACAGUGGUACUGAAGAUAUAUUUUUGGACACCUUUGAUGAUCUUCCUACAAUCGAAGAAUUAAACUUUAAUAACAUAAGAAGCCAAGAUGGGGGCGUUAUUAAUAAUGAGUACGAUGAGUUUAUGAGACACCUGACUUCUGAUGGUAUUCCUGUCGAAGCUGGUUCUUAUGGAUUGAAAGUGCUUUUACGAGAAUUAAGUAAACAUUCCAACCAUGGAAGCAUAAGUUUGUCUAAUAUGAACGAGCGACCAUUAACGGCACCUGUAAUUUCUCAAAGUCCACAACUAUUUUCCGAUACUGAUCAACCUCAAACAUUUCCGGUGUAUAAACCUUACAGGGAUGAAGUAGAUCAACCAGAGGGAACAGGAAAUACAGAUCAAACAAUACCAGAACAAAAUAUCAACCAUUUUCAUGAACAGAAUUUUGAAAGAACCGAAUCGGAACCUCGAAAUAUGGUUUUUCAUCACAGAAUUGACUUCAAGGACAUAGAAUUGAUCAAGUUUAUUGCACCUAAUUUGCUUACGUUUGAUGAUUUCAAUUUGAUAAAUAAAAUAUAUUUGUUAAUAUCUUUUCCUAUAUCUAUAUUAUUAAGAGUCACUACACCAGUUAGAGAUCAUUCAAUUAUAUUAAUGUUGAAUAAGCUAGAGAAAAAUCAAAGGAACUUCCCCUUUAAUCAGUCAACAGAAGAUAAUAUUACUUUUGAUUACAAAUUAGACAAGAUACUAUUAACAACGCAAACAUUUAUGGCAAUCAACUUAUUAAGUAAUAUAAUGGGACAUCAUUAUUUAAUUGGGCUAACAUUGUCAAUUAUACUGGCUAGUUUAAUGAACUUGAAUUAUGAUCGUAAAUUCAUAUCGUUAAAAUAUGUUAACUAUAUUGCAUCUUUUAUAGGGUUUGCAAUUGCCAUAUCAUGGAUAUCGAUCUUUGCAACAGAAAUUAUAAGCAUUUUGAAAACAGUAUCGAUUAUUUAUGACUUGAGUGAUGAUAUUUUAGGAAUAACUGUCUUUGCGCUAGGUAAUUCAAUCGGAGACUUUAUCUCAAAUUUUACUAUUGCAAAAAUGGGAAUGCCAUUAAUGGCAUUUGGUGCCUGCUUUGGUGGCCCACUUUUAUCGCUUUCGUCUAUGGGAAUAAGUGGUUUAUUGAUUAUACCCAGGAAUAGUAAACAUAACAACGGCUAUAGAGUUGAUAUCUCUAAUACGUUAGUUGUGACAGGUUUGAGUAUAAUAUUGAGUAUAUCGAUUUUACUUAUAAUGGUCCCAAGAAAUAAUUGGAUUAUAGAUAGAAAAAUAGGUUUCAUUUUGAUUUUUACUUGGAUCUUAGCAACGACGAUUUGUGUUCUAUUUGAAACACUUAGUUAG